Messenger RNA from Aspergillus aculeatus ATCC 16872, 1244 nucleotides. RefSeq names its product alpha/beta hydrolase. The transcript is spliced from 2 exons. The coding region runs from base 370 to 1110 and encodes 246 amino acids. NCBI's taxonomy places the organism in Eukaryota, Fungi, Ascomycota, Eurotiomycetes, Eurotiales, Aspergillaceae. The record is from RefSeq and is a predicted model, not a curated record.
GACGUUACCUCGGAUCCUUCUGGAACGAACCUUAUAAGUCAACAUUCUAUGGCUGUCUGACAUGUUACUCCGUACCUAGUAACUUACUCAUACCAUGAUACCUUAGCAGACAUGUCUCAUGCGGGAUUUGAUCGGCAGGGUCGGAUCGGGUCGAUUGGACCGGGAUAAAGCUUAGAUCCCGAUCUUGUGGUUCUAUAUGGGAUCGCAAGGAGCUCAGCUCAGGCUCCUGGCAACGGCUGCUGGAAUCGGCACAUCACGGGCUUUGAAGCAGCAGCAUACAAGUGAAGAUGCACCCAUCAUGUUUGGUAUCAAAGUGAACGGAAAUGAGAAGUUAUUUGAUCAUCUAAUUUCAUAUUUCUGGUAUUCGACAUGGCUAAACCCACCCUUAUCUUCGCCCCAGGCGCCUGGUAUCCUCCCACAGCGUUCGACCCCGUUAUUGAAAAGCUGCCAGGCUAUCGCUGUCACACUGUUGCCUUUCCGUCCAUACAACAGGCAACCACUGUUCAAGAUCUCCAUUCAGACAUCAACAUUGUCCGGAGUCUCGUGCAGCAAGAGGCUGACAAUGGCCACGAUAUCCUCGUGGUCUCACACAGCUGGUCCGGCCUUCCCGUGAAUAGUGCACUGGACGGACUGGGCAAAGCGAAGCGUGAAGUAGCUGGCAAGUCUGGCGGAGUGAUCAAGCUGGUUUUCCUUGCAGCCUUCCUGCCUGAAGUCGGUGAAAGCCUACUGGGAGCUUUUGGUGGAUUAGCUCCCGAAUGGUAUAUCCAUGAUGAGAUUAUCAACACCAUCACCGUGAGAGAUCCCGUCCAGGUUUUAUUCCAUGACGUUUCGGAUGGUGGAUCAUGGGCGCAGUCUUUACGGCCUCAUGCUUAUGUUACUCACACAACACCCGCGACCGAUGCAGCUUACUUGCACAUCCCAUGCAGCUAUAUGCUCUGCGAGGACGAUCGAGCUAUUCCUUUGUUUGUGCAAGAAAUGAUGGUAGACAGAGCCCGGGCCAAGGGCGCUCGGUUUGAAACCGAGAAGGUCAAGACGGCGCAUACGCCGCGGUUGGCAGACCCGGAGAUGGUAGCUGCAUAUCUUAGGCGACAAGCAGGGGAGAUAGCCUGAGCGGGAGGGUGAUCUGUUGCAGGGCCUUAUCUUUCAUGUUCCGUAUGUAUUACGACAUUAUUCAAUAAAGGCUCCCCAAGCCGACCAGGAUGGAGGCACUAAUGCGUGGUUGGGUCAUAUCUGACUAUUCUGGC